Neltuma alba is the source of this 643-nucleotide messenger RNA. RefSeq names its product cytochrome P450 CYP736A12-like. Lineage: Eukaryota; Viridiplantae; Streptophyta; Magnoliopsida; Fabales; Fabaceae. The record is from RefSeq and is a predicted model, not a curated record. The coding region runs from base 1 to 546 and encodes 181 amino acids. Gene Ontology annotation, molecular function: heme binding; oxidoreductase activity, acting on paired donors, with incorporation or reduction of molecular oxygen; monooxygenase activity. The transcript has 2 exons.
AUGAUUAAGACCGGAAAUAAAAAGUAUAGUGGGAAUGAGCAGAAGGUCGAGGAACUACAUUUACUGAAAUUUAAUUACUUGGAUUUGGUGGUGAAGGAGACUCUCAGGCUGUACCCUGCAGGGCCACUGUUACUUCCUCGAGAAACAAGGGAAGAUAUCAUAAUUGGUGGAUAUCACAUUGAGAAAAAAUCAAGGGUUCUUAUAAAUGCAUGGGCCAUAGGAAGAGAUUCCAACGUGUGGUCAAAUAAUGCUGAAACAUUUUACCCCGAAAGGUUUAUGAACAGUGGCAUAGAGCUUCAAGGGCAAGAUUAUGAGUUGAUACCAUUUGGUUCUGGUCGAAGAGGUUGUCCAGGGACUCAGUUGGGUCUCAGGACAGUGAAACUGGUAAUAGCUCAAUUGGUGCAUUGUUUUAAUUGGGAGCUUCCUUCUGGUAUGAAUCCUACAGAUUUGGACAUGAGUGAGGAGUUUGGACUCGCAAUAACAAGAGCCAACCACCUACUAGCAAUUCCAAGUUGUCGCCUGUCUAGUGAAGCAUUUGAAGAAUAAACCAAUCUGGAAAAUACGCAUAAUUUAUAUGUUUGAGUAUUGGAAAUAAUUUUAUUUGAAGUAUUAUGGGACACUAAAUGUAGAUACUUCUUCUUGC